Molecule: messenger RNA, 2450 nt
Organism: Anastrepha ludens (Mexican fruit fly)
Lineage: Eukaryota; Metazoa; Arthropoda; Insecta; Diptera; Tephritidae
Gene: Dh44-R2
Product: diuretic hormone receptor
Exons: 13
Coding region: 735-2090 (451 amino acids)
Biological process (GO): adenylate cyclase-modulating G protein-coupled receptor signaling pathway; cell surface receptor signaling pathway
Cellular component (GO): plasma membrane
Molecular function (GO): peptide hormone binding; diuretic hormone receptor activity; G protein-coupled peptide receptor activity
Source: RefSeq, a predicted model, not a curated record
AUUAGAUUGUACAGAAUGAGAGCCGGAAGCGGAGCAGUGCGACAAUAAUAAUGCAGUUUUGAAUUGUUCAUUUAUUGGAACUAUUUAAGUGAACUCAUAAAUACUUGAGUAAAUAAAUUCUACGAGAGCAACAAUUAAAAUAAAUACAUCUUACUCUAUGCCUGUCUUCGCUGGCUAAAUACAUGCAUGCAAGCAGUUAUUGCCCAGAGAUAAGACCCAACUCAUCGCUAACAGAAAGUAAGAAUUCAUUUCGUUAAUUUCAUUUUCAUUCGCAAGUGAUAUACAUAGAUAGUAGGAAAAGUGUUGUUGGUGCACGAUUUACAAUAAAAUAAUUUGCUUGCAUGCAGUUACAUUAAAUUAUUGAAGUAAAAAGAGAACAGCACAAACACACUCACACGCGCAUAAAGACUAAUUACCAAACACACCUUUUUGCCCAUAAGGAAAAUAAAAGGAAAACGAAGACGAUAGACAAAGUGGAAUUGUAGAAAAACAAUGAGGAUUAUGAACGCACAAUUUGCAGUUCAAACGGCUUUCUCGCCGUACAAUCAUCGCCAAUAGACUCCAGUUAGAGGUUGAGUCAACAAAUACGCCAAACGAAUUGCAGCAGAGGCAAGAAUAAUAAACCGAGUAAUAAGAACUAAUUGCUAUCGACUAAAGGCCAUAGCACAAGCGACACGCAAACAGCUUACAACAGCAGUAACUACGAGUACAACCAGACACUUGAUUUCAAAAAUAUGUUUACCAAUUUACCAGCAGAAAUGCCACAACAGAAUCGCACUUUGGAGGAACAAUGCGAGCAGCUGGUAGAGGCGUAUGAGAAACAGCAACGGCUCAGUAAAGGCAGCAACUAUUAUUCGACAUACAAUGAAAGUCGUCAGUCUACAGACUUAGCCGCCAACAUAAGCUGCCCGCCAUAUUUCGACUCACUUCUUUGUUGGCCAGCUACACCAGCUGACACAACGGCCAGGCAGCCAUGUUUUUCAGAAUUCAAAGGCAUACAUUACUACACAACAGAAAAUGUAACACGUGAUUGCCUUGCAAACGGCGAAUGGGCGAAUAAUUACACCGAUUAUUCGAAAUGCGAAGCAUCAACCAGUUUGCCACCACAACUGGCAGAUAUUUCAACCACAAUUGAAUUAUCCUCCUACAUAUAUUUCGUUGGAUACUUCCUCAGUUUAACAUCGCUCAUUUUAGCGCUUAUCGUUUUCUAUUUUUUUAAAGACUUGAAAUGCCUGCGCAACACCAUACACGCGAAUUUAUUUCUUACAUACAUACUCGCAGCGCUGUUAUGGAUAUUGACUAUGUGCCUGCAUGUGAUGACCGAGCAUCCUAGUGAGGCCGGCUGCAUCACUUUGGUUAUGAUGUUCCACUAUUUCAAUCUAACAAACUUUUUCUGGAUGUUUGUGGAAGGUCUCUACCUCUACACUCUGGUGGUGCAAACAUUUUCUAGGGAUAAUAUUCGAUUUUGCAUAUAUGCCUCAAUUGGCUGGGGUUGCCCCGCUGUCAUUACAUUUAUUUGGUCUAUUGCAAAAAUCUUCGCCACUUCAUUGGAAACUGAGCAUUUUAAUGGUUUAUUUAUCCAAUGUUCUUGGUUAAGGGAAUCUCACAUUGAUUGGAUAUUCCAAGGACCCACCUGCCUAGUAUUAAUACUCAAUUUAAUAUUUCUCAUACGCAUUAUGUGGGUGCUCAUCACCAAAUUGCGCUCAGCCAACACCCUGGAGACGCGUCAAUAUCGAAAGGCAUCGAAAGCUUUGCUUGUGCUCAUACCGUUAUUCGGUGUCACGUAUCUGAUUGUUCUAUUUUGUCCUGGAGGUGACGGCAUUAUGCAAAAUGUGUUUGAAAAUCUGCGCGUCUUUCUUAUAAGUACACAGGGCUUUUUUGUGUCCUUACUAUUUUGCUUCCUCAAUUCAGAAGUGCGCCAAACCUUACGACAUCGAUUUUUGAGAUGGCGGGAAAAUCGGAACUUGGGAAGCGGCAAUCGCAUACGCAACAGAUAUCGACUGUCCAAAGAUGACUCGCACCGCUCAAGAACUGAAAGCUUACGACUGACGUCAACUAGUCCCGUACCAAAUGGAAGUAAUCAUGCAUAGUCGCCAUGAAGCAAGAAAUAAACAGUCAGACUAUUCCUGCUCUAGAGAUGAUCAGUUUUGAAAAGUCAAGAAGUUCAAUAAAGGUGUUGGAAAGCUUGAUAUUCGAAACUAUCACCCUCAAUGUGAUUACAGUUAAUUGUUAUUGUUUUAAUAAGUUCAUGUAUGUACUAUAUGUAACAUUCGAUACUGAGAUUUUCUUUUUUAAUUCCUAGCUUUAUUUAUUGUUAAGUGUAUUUUGUUAAUAACUCUGUAUUUGUUAAUAUGUUUGUGCAUAUAUGAAUAAGUUGUUGAUGUAAAUACGUCUCGUAUCUCAUAAUAAGUUUAUAUUAAAUUUUCUUCAUUACGCCAACGGCACCAAUA